UUCAUUUCCUCACCUCAUUCACUUUGAUGGAGUGAGAUCGUACAUUUUCAUAGUACUUUUUACAUUAAUAAGGUUCACUCUUGCUCGUUUCCUCAGGAUUAAAUAAAUAUUACUAGACAAGAAGCCUGAAAAGAAUUCUUUAUAAGAAUGGAUUUGGACCGCAAUCAUGACACACAGACUCCUCACCUGGCCGUCAGACUUCCGGAGAUUGUGGCGAAUAUUGUCCCCUUCCUCCCAAAAUCGGACCUCAUCUCGUGCACUUUGAUCAACUCGACGUGGGAACAAGAAGCCCGAAUACCUCUCCUCGUCCUAUCCCAGUUUCUCAUCGACCCACAAAAUAUCACCCACCACCAAGAAAUUUCUUCCGUCCGGGGAAACUCCGCGAGAAACGUUGGGGUCGUCGAAUUCCGAAAUUUGUCUCGGGGAGGCCCUUGUGGAAACUUUAUUUCUGCCCAUGGCCACAAAGUGAACCGAUUGGUGACUCGGCUACCCCCGCCAGAUGUCGAAUGGCCGCAAUUUUUCGAAACCUUGUCAAACUCAUUCCCCAAUCUGACCUCGGUCGCGUUUGUUUUCAACCGUCUGGAUUACACCGAUUCCCCUCCAAGCAGGACGAUCUUUUCGAAGGUUAAGAACCUGGCAAUCUGCAACUACAACCCCUCCGACUUCGAGGGAACUCAGCAAAUACUGAGUACCCAAUUGGCCCCUUUAUUUCCAAACCUUGUGGCCCUCUGGUGUCAAAGAAUUUGUCCAUCUGUGGUGAGAUCCUUCCUAAAGUUCGCCCCCACUCUGACCAUCUUGACUUUGAUCAAUAUCCCGUUAAUUGAUCCAAUCCAAGAAAACACGGUAAACCUGACCCGGCUAGAAAUCGGGCUUGACUCCAACCCCAACCGCUUCGCACAAAGUGUAACCGCCAUGCUCAAAAUUUCAUCCGGAACGCUGGAAAAUCUGAGACUAAGCCGGGUACCAAAUAUUGAACCCUUCGUGGUACAAAAUUGCAUACAAUUCAUCAUACUGUUCCCAAUCUUACCGAGAUUACGGGUUUUUGAACUUGUCCACAAUGACUUCGCGACACGGCUUGGGGAUAAUACAAAUUCGCAGGUAACACCCGCUAUAAACCUGCAAUUUGUAAGGGGUAGUGCCGAAACGAAGUUACCUUAUGCCGAGCAGUUCCCCGUUCUGGAAACAUUACGGGUUUUGAAGGGCGCCUCUUCUCGAAAUGAUAAAUUGACUGAUCAAGACUUUUUUGAGGCGAGCAUGGGGUUUUUGUACAAUUCGUUCCUCCAUUCGACUAACACGAAGUGUUUAACUUUGAAAAAUUUGGUCAUUCCGUUCCAAGAGGAGUGUGGGGAGAAGUUUAAGUUUUUCGACAUUUUCCACAUUUUCGACAGCAGAAAGAGCUUCGGUGGUUUUGAGUGGAAGGAUACUACCGCAGACGUUUUGGAACGAGUCAUCGAUGUGUUUCCAAAUUUGAUACAAUUGGAGAAGAAGGAUAAGCCGGGUAGUAAAAGUAAAGGAAGGGGCCAAGGAUUUGUGGGAAAAUGCUUGGCUUCAAUUUUUGGUCUAUUUAGAAUGAUCACAAGCUUUUUCCCAAAUUUGACACAUAUGGAGUGAAGUUGGGCGUGGUGAAAGUGAAGGAGGAAUUCGAUGCAGAUUAAGGAAGAAGAUUUUAAUAUUUGAUGAUAUCUGAUUAAUUUUAAUUGCUAGGUUAUUGUUGUUCCUGUUUUGUUCAUGGCUUUCUCGAAAACACAGUAGAAUAAUUUUUGUGUUAAAUAAGUAUAAGGUCAAAAUGCUUCAAUAUUAGAAUAUAUGCAUAUAUAGUUUAACAUUGUUUUGUUACAAAUAAGAAAGGAUUUUCAAAGGAAGCAAAAUAUUUGUACGUUAUUUAUUUUAUUUCCAAAUUUGUCACUUAUUUGUUCGUAUUUUAGAAGGCUGGCUAUUAUCAUAAAAUUAUAUUUUGAUGAAAGUAGACGCACAAAAUAAACUAUAUUACUUUGAAAAAGU
Molecule: messenger RNA, 2001 nt
Organism: Folsomia candida
Lineage: Eukaryota; Metazoa; Arthropoda; Collembola; Entomobryomorpha; Isotomidae
Exons: 3
Coding region: 148-1611 (487 amino acids)
Source: RefSeq, a predicted model, not a curated record